CUCUGCUUUUUGUGGGGUUGGUGUUUUUGAUGAUUAAUCUUUUAGCAUGUCGAAUUUGCUUAGAAUUACAUUUUCAACUUUCUUUAAAGAAAAUUGUUACCUUUCACUAGGAAUUAAAUACUGUUUUUUUUUUUUUUGUUACUAAAUAGUAGUAGUGAAAAUUUAUUCUUUUCACCGAUUUAAAUUUAAUUAUUUUUUAUUAUAUUUUAUUUGUUAUUAUUAUUAUUAUUAUUUUAAAAAGUUUAUAGCCUCAUAUUUUUUUUAAAUUUUUUAUUAGCUCAAGUAGACUUUAGCAGAAUUUAUUACGAGAGAUAAGCAAUCUUUCACCUGGAAUAACUGAAUUUUCGUAUGUUUCCAGAAAAGGUUGAUUACAAAUGGAUGAUUUCAUAGACAAGAUCACCAUUAUCUUUUCAGAAAUGGAAAAUUCUGUGGGCAGCUUGGAAUAAAGUUGUUAGUUGUAGCAGAUUGGAAUUUUAGUUUAACAGAUGGAUGUUGCUCAAGAGAAUCAAGAUUGGAAUUGCACUGAGGAUGAGUUUGCCGAGGAAUCAUUGUAUCCAGAGGCUCUUGGUAUAAGUGAUGGCUUUAGAGAUCCUGAGCUGCUUCCUCGCAUUGGAGAACAGUACCAGGUUGAGAUUCCACCUCUAAUGGCGAAGUCAAAAUACCUCUGUUUCAGGGAGAACCUCUUCCCCAAUACUUAUGAACACUUUUUAAUGGGAUUGCCCAUAUCACUAAUGUGGAUCAAGGACGAAGUUGGAAACAUUAAAAAUGAACCAAAAGAAUUUCCUGGUGAUUUGAAUAGCUGGCCAACUGGAAAAGAACUCAUAAAACAUGAAGGCAUUAGAGACUUGCAUAUCUUUCCCAAGUGCGAGUUGGAAGUCAAGACUCAGCCUAUGGACAUUACACUACAUGGUGUGACAGAAGUCAGAGUACCUGCAAACUUAGAUUUGCAAGAAGAAAGACAGACUUACAUGCAUCAGCAGCAUGGAGGCAAAGACUACUUCAUAGUUCCUGGAUCAGCGGGCGGCACAUGGAGUGGUUUAGAGGAGGCCAGUUUUCUUCUUGGUUUAUACAUUUUUGGAAAGAAUCUUGUGCAAGUAAAGAAAUUUGUUGAUAGCAAAAAGAUGGGAGAUAUACUUUCAUUCUAUUAUGGAAAAUUUUAUAGGUCUGAAAGUUACAAUAGAUGGUCAGAAUGUCGAAAAAUGAGAAGUAGGAGAUGUAUAUAUGGACAAAGGAUUUUUACAGGAUCUACUCAACAAGAACUGCUGUCUCGCCUGUUUUUACAUGUAUCAGAGGAAUGCCAAAAUACUUUGACAGAGGUUGCUAAGAAAUUUGGAGAGGGAAAUAUGUUACUUGAAGAAUAUGUUUUCACUUUAAAGUCAACGGUUGGACUGAACGCCCUUGUUGAGGCUGUGGGAAUUGGGAAAAGGAAGCAAGACCUCACAGGCAUGGCCUUAGAGCCUCUAAGGUCCAAUCAAGUUGCUGCUGUCCGUCCAGAAAUACCGGUUGGCAAAGCUUGCUCCAUCCUGACACCUUUAGAAAUUAUCAACUUCUUAACUGGAGGUUAUCGGUUAAGCAAAGCUCGAUCAAAUGACAUUUUCUGGGAAGCUGUUUGGCCUCGUUUACUUGCAAGGGGGUGGCAUUCCGAGCAGACUAAUGAUCAUGGUUUUCCUGUUGGUUCCAGGCAUUCUCUGGUCUUUCUAAUCCCUGGGGUCAAAAAAUUUUCGAGAAGGAAACUAGUUAAAGGAAACCACUAUUUUGAUUCUGUCAGUGAUGUCCUGAAUAAAGUUGCUUCAGAUCCAGGUCUUCUCGAGCUCAACAUUGGAGAAGAUAAAGGCUGUGAUGACAAGGAAGAAAACGGGUGGGCCAACGAGAAAAUUUUGGACCAAGGGGAGUUUUCUGAUCAGCAACGCCAUUGUUAUCUCAAGCCACGAACUCCAAGCCGGAGUAAAGAAGUCAUGAAGUUUACUGUUGUUGAUACAAGUCUGGCUACUGGGGAAACCAAUAGAGUGAGAGAACUGAGAAGCCUGGCAAUUGAAUUGAUGAACGUUUCCACCUCCAGAAGUGAUUCUGAAGAAAGUGAUGAAGAUCCUUUUCAGGAUACAAGAAAUGUAUCUGAUUCCUCUGCUAACUUGUGUUCUGAUCGGAAUAAGACUGAUAUAUUGAAAUCCUCAAAAAUCAAUGAAGAUAAGAGAGACUCUUCUCCUGACAGGGCCAAUUUCGAAAUUAAUGCUUUAGAGCAUAGUUCGCCUAUAAUUGGUUCAAAUUUCACCAAAAAAAUCCCCAAGGAACAGAAAGCUGGCAAGUAUGAUGACAUGCGACCAACGAAGUCUAUCAAAGGUCAUGCAAUCAAGAAAACAAAACCUGGGGAUAUGAAUUUUUUAGCUCCUGUUGCAAAGCGAAGACGAAGGGUAGCUGCUUGUAACAAAGCAGCAAAAGUUUGCAAUAAAAUUGAUUCCAUGUUAAGACAAGAUGAGGUCAUCUGUACUUCAAGCUAUCCUCUUAUGGAAGAGAAAGUUUCUUCUUGUCUGGAUCCAUAUCAGGUGAAGAUAUCAUCCGCCAGCUCUUCAUCCAGGGGCAGCCCUAAUAUUACCGAUGAAUGCACUCUCAGUCUCAGUAGCAACUCAUCGGUUGCUGAACAUACUAACGAGAAUUAUCAGUCCCGGACAUUGAUUGACUUGAAUAUCUCUUUCCCUCAAGAUGCUGAGACUGAACCUUUAAUAAUGGAAAUGACAGAAAGAGUGCAUGAUCAAGCAAGUGAACAACCAGAGGAUUCUGGCAUGCUGAAAACCUCCACCUCAAUAUGUAAUUCUAGUUACGAGCAAGCUCCUAGCAUGAAUUCCCGUAGACAAAGUACCAGAAACCGACCACUGACCACUAAAGCUCUGGAAGCUCUUGCUUUUGGAUUCUUAAGCAUAAAGCAGAAGCGGAGGGAUAGAGAAGAUUAUGCGACGGGGAACUCACUAUCAAGGCCUUCAAGACGCGCUCGAAGUAGGAUGAGAAUCACUGAAAACUUUGCUGCUGGGGUCAUAGAUUCCAAAGGAGAUGAGAAGGCAAAUGGGGUUUGUAAAGGUAAUGGUAACAUUUUCAGCAUUCAGGGGUAGAGUAGGGUAGGGGGCUUCUAUUCUUGUGCCUCAAGAUUGAUCGGAUGCUGAUUAUACCAAUCUUACAGCGAAGGACGAAACUCUUAGAAUCUUUUUAUAUGCUUAGGAGGAAUGAGCACUUUUUGGCUGCUCAAAAGUAUCUGUAAAUUGAGUUGUCUAGCAGUUUAUUUUGUGCUUCCAACUAAUGCAGCGUACAUUUCUUCAAGUUGUAACUUCCUUAGAGCAAUGAUGGCGGCGGACUUCUACAAAGGUUCAUGCGAGGUACUCCUCAUCAGUGGAACAUCAUCAUCAUAAUAUUAGUUGCUUACCAGGCUAAUGUAUUUUAUAAUGGUCGGUCAUGGCCUUUUAAUAGAAGCUAGUUCAUCAAUUCAUGGUGGAACCUGACUGAUACAUAUGAUUUCCUUUUUAUUUUCAUUUGAAUCAAUUUUAAUGAGCACAAGUUUUUGUA
Messenger RNA from Ricinus communis (castor bean), 3549 nucleotides. RefSeq lists its product as uncharacterized. Gene Ontology annotation, molecular function: transcription corepressor activity. Gene Ontology annotation, cellular component: nucleus. Lineage: Eukaryota; Viridiplantae; Streptophyta; Magnoliopsida; Malpighiales; Euphorbiaceae. The transcript is spliced from 3 exons. The record is from RefSeq and is a predicted model, not a curated record. Bases 486 to 3101 code for a protein of 871 amino acids.